Nelumbo nucifera (sacred lotus) is the source of this 252-nucleotide messenger RNA. RefSeq lists its product as uncharacterized. The record is from RefSeq and is a predicted model, not a curated record. Lineage: Eukaryota; Viridiplantae; Streptophyta; Magnoliopsida; Proteales; Nelumbonaceae.
AUGGAUCACAACAGCUCCGGUGGGCUCUCAUGGGCUGACCAAUGGGAUUACAACCCCGACCCUCCACCUCCACCUCCACCGGUCACAGAGGACGACGGCAAGAAGGAGAAGGAGAAAGUUGAGACCACCGGAAGUAAAUGUGAAAAGAAGAAGUGGAGUCUCAGAUGGGUGAAACAGCUUUACAAGAAGCCUCAGAAGUAACUUAGCCUCAUUAGAUUUUGGUAUAGCUCGUGGGAGGAGCUCUUUCGCGUU